GAUAAUACAAACUCGACAUCAUGAUCACGAAGGUGGAUCAGUAUCCAAGUUAUUGUCGCGGGAACAAGUAGCCGUGAAAGAAAGCCGGAGAAAAUGCAGUCUAUUUUGGAUAGCACGGAUGUAUCAAAGAGAAAAAAUUCGGAGUCUGAGAUUCAAGAUCAUCCGGACAAUUUAGCCAACUUCGAGAUACAAGAAGAGAAGCUGAAAUAUCCGAAGGCGGUAUUGUUCAUCGUCAGCAAUGAAUUCUGCGAGAGGUUUUCCUUCUAUGGGAUACGCACUGUCCUGACGCUAUACUUAAAGAACAUACUAAGCUACUCCGAGAACACGUCUACUGUAAUUUACCAUAUUUUCACCAUGUUUGUCUACUUCUUCCCGCUAUUCGGUGCGAUCCUGGCAGAUUCGUGGCUUGGAAAAUUCCGCACUAUCUUCUAUGUGAGCAUUAUUUACGCAAUCGGCCAACUACUCUUAACCAUGAGUGCGGCACCCACAUUAGUGGGAUUGCCUCCAAGAGAAUUCUCAUUACUGGGCCUACUCCUGAUAGCAAUCGGCACGGGUGGGAUAAAACCUUGCGUGUCGGCCUUUGGAGGCGACCAGUUUAUUUUACCGCAACAAGAGCGAUACCUGGCGAUGUUCUUUUCCCUUUUCUAUUUCUCCAUUAAUUCAGGCUCGUUGAUCUCCAGCUUCCUAACUCCCUGGCUACGUAGCAAUGUGAAAUGCUUAGGAGCGACAACUUGUUAUUCCUUGACAUUUCUAGUACCGGCCAUUCUGAUGAUUUUGUCUAUCGUGAUAUUCGUCGCCGGCAAACCAAUGUAUAGGAUAAUGCAACCCACGGGCAACGUCAUCGUCAAGGUUUCCAAGUGCGUUUCCCACGCCAUUUAUAAUAAAAUAAAGGGCAAAAACGGAAAACGCGACCACUGGCUCGACCAUGCUGACGAUACGUAUGAUCGUAAGCUGAUAGAUGACAUCAGAGUCUCGCUGCAGGUGUUGAAAUUGUUUAUACCGUUGCCGAUAUUCUGGGCCCUCUACGAUCAACAGGGUUCUCGAUGGACUUUUCAAGCCACUCGAAUGGACGGACAGAUCGGUAGUUUUCUACUAGAGCCCGAUCAAAUGCAGGUCGUCAACCCUCUGUUGAUCCUCGCUUUCGUGCCUCUUUUCGAAGUUUGCAUCUAUCCACUCUUUGCAAAAAUACAUCUAAUCGACACUCCUUUGAAGAAACUUGCUACCGGCACGCUUUUAGCUGCACUGGCUUUUGUCGUGACCGGCAUUGUUGAUCUACAACUCGAGAAAACAUUUCCAGUGUUACCGUCAACGGAAUCGGCUCAGCUUCGAAUCUUCAAUACGUUAAAUUGUCAUGUGGAUCUAAAAUUCGAGGAUAGAAAAUCAGUUACCGUAUAUCCGUUAAGCAUGUGGGCGGAUUUAAAUGUGAAGGUAAACGGAUCGAUUACACUACCCUACAUAGCAGAUUUCACAAAGUGCUACACAAACGGCUACUCCCAUUUGCAGCAGGACGCGGAAGGCAGUAUUACGGUUGAGGAGGCCACUGCAUCCUCUUGGGUCAUAACGCCUGACGGACUUAAUUACCACUACAAUGACACAGUGGAGAAGUCGCGCAACGGCAAACCAGUAGUUCGUGCUCUCAUUUAUGUUGCCCCCUCAUCGACUACCAACUCCGUGUUGAAAUUCGUUCGGAAAGGCGAGACGGUGAAUUCGAUAUCGUUCAACACGAGUACCUUUUCGCACUCGAAUCUCCAGGAACUAUAUCCGAACGAAUACAAUAUCUUCUUGGACAACAUUCAACUGCAAGAAAGCGUCGAAUUCAAACUUGGCGGUGUGUAUACCGUGGUGGGCUCCAACAUAGGUGAAAACAAGAUCUUCGGCCGAACGAUUAUGGUCACGCCGCCCAAUUCAAUGCACAUGAUGUGGCUGCUACCGCAGUACAUCAUCAUUACGAUGGCCGAAGUGAUGUUUUCGGUGACGGGCCUACAGUUUGCUUUCACCCAAGCACCGAAAAGCAUGAAAUCCCUACUGCAGGCAGGCUGGCUGCUGACCGUAGCCUUUGGCAAUCUUAUUGUGGUAAUCAUAUCGGAGGUGUCAAUCUUUGAUCGACAGGCAUACGAGUCCUUUCUUUACGCUGGUUUGAUGCUAGUGGAUAUGAUAAUCUUCAGCGUGAUGUCUCUGUUCUACAAAUAUGUGAAGAUACCGGACGAGGAAGACAAUAACGAUGAUAUAGCAUUGGAAAGAAAAAACGGGAAUAUUAAUAUCGCCUACAAUGAAGACGAGAAGUGACAACGACGAGGAAGGUGUCGUAAUUCUUUCUGUGUUCCUCGCUUACUCUCGAACAAUCAAAUGAAGACUAUCGUUCGUACAUCGAGAGUUGGCACAUUACUAUCGAAAAUUUAGUACGCUUAAAAAUAUGGCGAGAACAGUUCUUAAGGCUCUUGAUCCCUCGCAUUGUCUACUUAUUUUUAAUGACGUUAGAAACGAGAAAAUGCAUGCAACAUACGUUGAAAUAAAAAUAUAUAUCCAUAAAGUAACACUUGAAAUCGAUUAAACAAAUUUGUAAAAUAUUCCGUGCACUC
This is a messenger RNA of Odontomachus brunneus, 2579 nucleotides long. Its product is annotated as peptide transporter family 1-like. The transcript is spliced from 10 exons. Gene Ontology annotation, molecular function: dipeptide transmembrane transporter activity. The coding region runs from base 94 to 2286 and encodes 730 amino acids. The record is from RefSeq and is a predicted model, not a curated record. Lineage: Eukaryota; Metazoa; Arthropoda; Insecta; Hymenoptera; Formicidae. Gene Ontology annotation, biological process: oligopeptide transport; transmembrane transport. Gene Ontology annotation, cellular component: membrane.